CCAUUCGAAGGGAGAGGACUAAAUCCGAUUGAAAUCAUAGACACGCAACUCAUACUGUGAAAAGUGGGAAACAGUAGACUCAAAUUGUGGUGUUUUCAUAGCUAGCCUUAUUCGACACGAGAGAAUCGCGUUAUUCUAGCUUUAGACUAUUUCGUGAAAUUCGGGCUAUUGCUGUUUAUCAAAAUUUACUUAUUUACAUUUUAAAAUAUCUUUAGUUAUAGUGGAAAUAAAUAUCAAUCUUGAUAAUAAGUGAGAAGCUUGUGUUCCAAUAGUGUUUCCUGAAACGAUACUUGGAUGUCUCGUUCUUCUAAAAAGCAAACAAACCAGAUGUGAAAAUGCUGAUAGCAUAAAAUUGAAGUGGAUUAACUGAAAUAAUGCAAUUAGUGAGUUCAAUUCAAGGAAUAUCAAAUAUCUUGGCAGGUAAUGUAGCGACUCGAGCAUAAAGCACAGAAAGUCAUAGAGCGAAAUCCACUAUAGUCAGAAGAAUCGAUUAGGAGUUCGACUGUUAUCGGACUAAGAUUACUAAUUCGCAUGUGUGGCAGCGGUUACUAUGGCAACAACCAAUAUCAGCUGAAAGCUGGAUAUUAUUCGUCAUAGUAAGCUGCUGCCGGGAAACAGGAUUCUAAAAUAAACUAAGACCAACAUAUGGAUAAACAACAAAUCGUUACGUACAUAAAAGGAAGGAGGGUGGGGAAGGAGAUUGCAAUCAAUUGAAUCCCGAAGCCAACUGGGAAUUAUAAAAUUUCGUCAGGCCAGCGUGGUGCUUUCGAGAAAGGUGGAAGGUCAUCGACCCCACUUCAAACAACGCCGUCUUUUAGAAACCCAAAGAAUAACAAUGUACACAUUCAAAAUGAAAUGCACUUCAUUUAGAACGAGAUAACAAGGAGCUGGAGAUAUGGGUCACCACUGUUCCAGUUAAUAUUAAAAUUGCACAUAUCCCUGACAACCCGGUAACACAAAACUGUAUCCAGUCAUUUACCUGCAACCAUUCAUUCACCUGUAACCACUUACGCGGAAGGCGCCAUCUCGCCUACACCUAAAGCACAAACGAAAAAUAAUUGAAACAAUGUCUCAGAACAGUAACAAUAACACAAGUGCAUCAAGUAGCGAGGAUGAGGACGACAAACCCUUGAAACAUGGUUGCGAAGACACUUGGACGUGGAGUAAACGAUAUCGAUCCAAGGAAGUUGUCCUUAGCGGUGCAAACAACAGAACCGUUCAUUUUCACCCCAACUGGAGUAAAGGGACUGCUGGUGUACUGGGUAAACGACCCCUAAACAACGGACGUUUCUAUUGGGAACUCCACGUGUCGCAGCGUGUUUUCGGUACAAGCAUAAUGUUCGGAAUCGGAACAAAGUAUGCCAGAUUGCAUGCAAAUUCAUUCAUUAAUAUGUUAGGGGAGGACGAGCAAGGAUGGGGGCUAUCACAUAAAGGUGUCCUUUGGCAUAUGGGAAUAGCACUGCUGUACACGAAGAGAUUCAAGGAAAAUAAAGCUACAAUUAUUGGAGUGCUAUUCGAUGGGAUUGAAGGGACGUUGACAUACUAUAAGGAUGGCAAGUGCCUGGGGAUUGCAUUCAGAGGGUUGGAUAAGGUCAAAGAGCCACUCUACCCUAUUGUCUGCUCAACGGCCGCUAAAACUGAAAUGACUUUGAGGUCAACUCGUCGAGACUUUGUGAAUCUUCAAGAUCGAUGUCGGGCGGAGAUUAUUAAGCAUAUAAGAAAUCAAUGGGAUCUGUUGCAAUUAAAACUUCCACCGGCUAUUCGUGAGUAUCUAGCGGAAGGAUACAAUGACAUGAAACCACUUCGACCUGUAGAUAAUUAUGACGUCCUUUACGAUUUUUAGAUUAGAUACUUUACUUAUAUCAAGAUGAAAUUUUCCCAUCGAGAUUCGAUUCUCUUGGAUUCCAGGUACUUACAGAAAAGUUAUCGAAGAAGAGUCGAAAUCAGAAUAUGUAACUACAUCUAAAUAUAAGGAUAGCAUUUAAGUUUUAGUUAUUUUCAGAAUCUGCUAAUAUUAUGACGUCAGCAGAGGCUAGUCAGUAGUCCAUAUAAGUUUUUAUUUUCUAUCGUUAUCAGUUUACUGUUUUCCCAUUAAAUCAUUAGAAUGUGAUUUGAUGAAAUAUGAGUCAAUCUAGUCAAAACAGAAUUAAUUUUAAGUACCAUCCCGUACAGGAAGUUAGUUAUUGAUAAAGUAGCGUUAUUUUCAAGUAAACGUAAAAUAGGUCAUUGAAGUAAGAGAGUUCUUAGUAUUUUAUGUUUUGCAAAUGGCAAUGUAGGGUUGAAAAGCCGAAAAAAAAUUUCCCACGAAGUUUAAAAAUUGGCUUCACAUCACUCAACCGCACUAUGUU
Messenger RNA from Hermetia illucens (black soldier fly), 2348 nucleotides. It is a transcript of the gene SP555, whose product is annotated as SPRY domain-containing SOCS box protein 3. Gene Ontology annotation, biological process: proteasome-mediated ubiquitin-dependent protein catabolic process. The record is from RefSeq and is a predicted model, not a curated record. NCBI's taxonomy places the organism in Eukaryota, Metazoa, Arthropoda, Insecta, Diptera, Stratiomyidae. Gene Ontology annotation, cellular component: SCF ubiquitin ligase complex. Bases 1067 to 1843 code for a protein of 258 amino acids. Gene Ontology annotation, molecular function: protein binding. The transcript has 4 exons.